Molecule: messenger RNA, 4150 nt
Organism: Trichoplusia ni (cabbage looper)
Lineage: Eukaryota; Metazoa; Arthropoda; Insecta; Lepidoptera; Noctuidae
Gene: grsm
Product: probable aminopeptidase NPEPL1
Exons: 13
Coding region: 221-1807 (528 amino acids)
Biological process (GO): proteolysis
Cellular component (GO): cytoplasm
Molecular function (GO): metalloaminopeptidase activity; manganese ion binding
Source: RefSeq, a predicted model, not a curated record
UUUGUCGAUUCGGUACCGAACGAAACUUCCUAAUGAUUUGGCAAGUUGUGAGAAAGUGCCUAAUAAACUAAUGCCAUUCACUUUCUUUUUGUAAAAAGUAUACAAUAAUCCCAUUAGAUUUUAAUAUAAACACUACUUAUAAACUUUUACACUAUCCAUCAAUGUUUUGAAAAAAAUAAGAAGUCUCUUCUAGGAAGUGAACGUGAAAAACGUUCGCACAAUGUCAAACGCGUCGGUGAGCAUAAAGUUCCGGUGGGGCCUGACGCCCUCGGACCCGGAGCAGCAGCCGGUGCUGAUCGUGGGGCAGGCGAGCCACCUCAACACGCUCACCUGGGACGAUGUCAGGUGCAAGCUGGAGCCCAGGGUUAGCGAGGAGGCCUGGCGCCGCGGGCUGCAGUGCAUGUCGGGCCCGGGCGGCGACUCGUGCGAGCUGUGGCCGCGCGCGGCGACGCUGGCGUGGCUGCCGGCGCGCCGCUCGCGCCACGCCGCGCCCGCGCGCCCGCACGCGCUCGCCAAGCUCGUGCGCGGCACGCAGCGGAACUCCGACGAGAGCAUUGUGCUGGUGUGCCGCAAGCGCGACUGCCUGGCGAGCGCGGUGAGUAUCGCGCGCUCGUUCCCGCAGUUCGCGGCGCGCUCGGCGGCCGCGCCGCCCGCGCCCGCCGCGCGCACCGUCAGCGUCGAGAUCCUGCUCGUGCACGAGGACAAGGCCGGUGGCGAGUCGGAGGACGAGGGUGUGGGCAGCCUGGACCCCGCGCUGUGCGACAACGCGCUGUCGGCCGAGGAGCUGAGCACGCUGCAGGACGCCGCCGACGCCACGCGCCUGGCCGCCAGGAUCACAGACACGCCAGCCAACAUCAUGGAUGUCGACAAGUUUAUUGAGGAAGCGUUCCAAGUAGCCAAAGAGCUGGACAUCCCCGAGCCCACGGUGAUCCGCGGCGAGGAGCUGCGCACGCGCGGCUUCGGCGGCAUCUACGGCGUAGGCCGCGCCGCCGCCUGCCCGCCCGCGCUCGUAGCGCUGUCGCACUGCCCGCCCGGCGCUACGGACGCCGUGGCCUGGGUCGGCAAGGGCAUCGUCUACGACACCGGCGGCCUCAGCAUCAAGGCAAGGGCGUCCAUGGUGGGCAUGAAGGGCGACUGCGGGGGCGCGGCGGCGGUGCUGGCGGCCUUCCGCGUGGCCGUGCGCGCGCGCCCCACCGUGCGCCUGCACGCCGUGCUCUGUCUGGCCGAGAACGCCGUGGGGCCGCGGGCCACCAGACCUGACGACAUCCACCAGCUUUACUCGGGGCGUACUGUGGAAAUCAACAACACCGACGCUGAGGGUCGCCUGGUCCUCAGUGACGGUGUGGUCUACGCUUCCCGGGACUUGAAGGCCGAGACGAUCGUAGAUGUCGCUACGUUGACGGGAGCCCAGGGCACGGCGACGGGCAAGUACCACGCGGGCAUCGUGUCCAACAGCGCGCGGCUGGAGGCGCUGUGCGUGGCGGCCGGCCUGCGCUGCGGGGACCUGGCGCACGCGCUGCCCUUCGCGCCCGACCUGCACUACUGCGAGUUCACCAGCGCCGUGGCCGACAUGAAGAACAGCGUGGCCGACCGCAACAACGCGCAGCCGUCGUGCGCGGGGCUGUUCAUCCUGUCGCACCUGGGCUUCGAGUUCCCGGGCCGCUGGCUGCACGUCGACAUGGCCGCGCCCGCACACUCCGGCGAGCGCGCUACGGGCUACGGCGUAGCGCUACUGUCGGUCCUGUUCGGCGCGCACACACAGUCGCGCCUGCUACGCGCGCUCGCGCCCGCUCCCGCUAUUGGAUAACACCACGCACCAACAACUAUGCAUGUUAUAAGGUUCAGCGUUUAUUGAAGUAGAAGACACCAGAUAUACAAAAAACCACCAAUAAGCUAUAUUACAAGAACAAUGUACCUUGCAGAACUACCUCUAAAAGACAAAGUGGUAUUAUUUAUCAUAAUAAUACUCGAAUGACCAAGUGUGCGAUCCCCGACGGCUACGGGCUUAAACACUGCGUGUCUUAUGAACCUCUUAGAGUUAGUAUGACUUUAGCUAUUUGAAUUGGGAAUGUAAGAUAAUGUUACCCUCCUUUUCUGUCAGUCGGAUACAAAGAGAGAUCAGUAUAAUCGUCGCGGACAGAAAACAAUGCCUUAUAAUGUGUUUCUUUCAUUUUAUAACUUAAUAUUAGUUAAUCAUAGUUCUAAGCAUAAUAUUUUUAUAAAGGGAAUAUCAAAGAAAGAAGGUUUACCGUUGAAUGGAGUUUAACGUUAGAGAGUUUGAAUUAAAGGCCAGAGCAAAAGGUGGAGAAAUGUUUGCGUAUUCUACUAUUCGUCAAACCAUAUUCAUCGGAUCUUUCGCUCACCUUAAUUGUCUUAAGGAACUACCUUAAUAAUGUCUGUAAGGAAACAUUAAAAAAGAACCUUUAUCUUUAAAGAGCAAGGUCUGAGGGAAAUGGCUUGCUCACCCUUAUAUUUUAAUAGUUUAUCCACUAGUUCCUGUCUCUAUUGCUCUGGUUAAAGUAUUAAACUCAGAUAAACGUCAAACUACGUUUAGCGGUAAACCAAUCAUAUUAUGCCUUUAUAUUUAGUCGAAUUCGAUUAUAAUUGUGUGACUUAGUAUUGGAUUUUAUAAAGAUAUGUUGUCAAUUAACAAAUUAUGAAUCUAAACCAAUAUUUAACUUGUUAGCUGUAGAUUAUAUUACACUGAAUUAGCAAGAUUAUAUGGGAGUAGUUUAAACCAGGUUCAAUUUAACUUUGGGACCUUAAAUGUCUGUUUGUAAUGUUAUUUACACCUUAAAGUAACAGUCCGAAAAACGUCUCAAAGUUAGGAUUUAAUUGUUAUUAUACAGGUUGUUACAAGAAUAUACUCUCAAAAAGUUGCUGAGUUUGCAUUUAACCAUAAUGAAUAAAGACUACAUUACCACUGUUACUUGAAAUGUUCACAUUUAUAACAACCUGUAUAAAGAUAUCUUUAAGCUAAGCAAUGAUAUAGUUACUAAUCACGCCUUACUAGGGUUGUCAAUAAUCGGAGACAACAAUACAACACCAAGGUAACAUUAUUGCCACUAUAGUUCAAGUGCAAGAAAGAGAUAGUGUUAUCUAAAAUAUAACUUCAUCUCUUUCCGUUACUGAACUUUCAUCAUUGGAUUUGUGAAGCAAAAAUGAUUUUUAUUUUUAAUGAAAUGUCACAGAUGUUUGACAGCCCUAAGUAAGGGCACCACCACACGAAAGCUAUAACUAAAGCAAUAAUGUACAAUAAUAAUAAUGUUAGAGUUAUUUGCAUUUCUGACAAUAUAAUAUAAAUACCGUCCGCUAUACACUUAUUACAACAGAUUAUAAAUACUUACAGCAAAACUAAGGAGGUUUUAUUCUCCUAGAUUCUAUUUCUUAAUGUAUGCAACAUCCAAUAAUCAGUUAUUAUGUUUUUCAAGCGUUAACUCUAAUGGAAUUGCUCAAAUGAAUGGUAAUGAUAUUUCUCAUUGAUGAGUAACUAGCCAGCUGUAAUUUUCAAUAUAGCUGGAUAAGGCGCGAAAGACGUUAUAUUUUCUUACGUUUGAGGAGUUCUAAAAACAUCUUUGCUUGUCAUAAUGUGUCUGGCUUAUAAGCUCAGAUGAUGCAGCAAAUUACCAUGAGCUAAUACAUUAUCCUUAUUACUAAGAGUGAGUGAAGCUAGCUUUGUACCUACGCAACUUAACAAUGAAUAAGUAUAUGAAAAUAUAAUCUGUUGUAAAACCAAUAAUGUUCUAUAAGUUUAUAAAUACUGUUAAAUAUGCUAGUUACUCACCAAGCAAUAUACUUAAUAUAUAGAGUUAUAUUUGUCUAUUGUUGUAAUGAUUUUCUGAAUUUAUGUAUUUCAAGCAGUGUGGAGCUAGAAUUAACUAAGAAAUAACUAAUGUCAACCAAACCAGAAGUCAUAGGGCCUGUUUCACCACCGCCACAUAAGUUCCCGUUAAAUUGACAGAUUUUUCAUACAAAAAAUCAGUGAUUGUGAAACAGGCGCUAAGUAUUUCUUUACGCCCUAUAAUUAAUAACAGGCAUUCAAACCUAACUGCAAUAAUAAUGUUAACCUGCCGAGAUGCUAUUCAUUUGGAACACAUUUAGUAUAAGCGAAAAUGUUAACUUUUUUGAAAUAAAAUGUAUUUGAAUAUAA